AUGGGUCAAUUUUUGAAGUCUUUCGAGAUGCGUAUUGGUGGAGCAUCGUUUUCACGAAUCGAUUAUGUGAAUUAUAUGAUUCAUAGAAAAUUCCAUAUUCAGUUUUCAAAUGGUGCUAGAGUUAUAAGAAAACAAGGUUUGGCUGGAAUCGAAUAUCGAUUUGUUGCAUUUUCUUCGGACGGAAAACAUGAUUUGAGUUUUUACGCGAGAAAACAGGAUGAUAAUCAAUUGUAUUUUGUUGAUGGUGAACAACAUUUUGAGUGA
Molecule: messenger RNA, 264 nt
Organism: Caenorhabditis angaria
Lineage: Eukaryota; Metazoa; Nematoda; Chromadorea; Rhabditida; Rhabditidae
Source: the annotation of a GenBank genome assembly